Molecule: messenger RNA, 633 nt
Organism: Priapulus caudatus
Lineage: Eukaryota; Metazoa; Priapulida; Priapulimorpha; Priapulimorphida; Priapulidae
Product: oligosaccharyltransferase complex subunit OSTC-like
Cellular component (GO): oligosaccharyltransferase complex
Source: RefSeq, a predicted model, not a curated record
GAAUCAUUUACGAUGUAAUUAAUGAACCACCCAGCAUCGGUUCCACUACUGAUGAAAGUGGUCAUUCCAGACCAGUGGCCUUCAUGCCGUACCGAAUAAAUGGCCAGUACAUCAUGGAGGGGCUCGCCUCGAGCUUCCUCUUCACGAUGGGCGGACUUGGCUUUGUCAUCCUCGACCAGACGAACAAGCCGAACACGCCCAAGCUGAACCGCAUUCUCCUGCUCUUCAUGGGCUUCCUCUUUGUGCUCGUCUCCUUCUUCAUGUGCCGCGUGUUCAUGCGCAUGAAGCUGCCUGGUUACAUGCAAGGGUAGAUGGACCUCUGCUACAAAUUCCAGCAAUAACACAGUGGUUUGCAUUCCUCUUCUGUUUCUGAUGGUGGAUCAACUCCAUUGAGCACAUUUUGUGUAUGGGAUGUUUCGUGGGAGCAAUUUCUUCAGCUAUCCCCCUGGUGGUAAUGGUCAAGCUAAAACCCAUAACACAAACACGGACAUUUCAGAUCUAUUAGUAGCCCAAGUGAUUAGUGUAAUCAUUCAAGGCUACUUGGGCAUUUUUUUACAGUUCUGACUUCAGAUUUGCAAUGCGAAAAAUUGACUGUAAAUUAUUUAAAAAAAAUUACAUUCAUAUUUUCUAGUA